GCGGGCAGUGGGGGGAAUCGGCCGGGGCGCCCGCCGCGCCGGCUGGGGAUAAUCCGCGCCCGCGCAAUUUGAGGCCAGUACACCCUCGGUCGCGUACACCCCACCCUCCCACUCUCCCUCACUCUACUCUUUCCAUCCAGCGCGAGAGGCAGGUCGGCAGCAGAGCGAGAGCGCGUGCCAGCCCAUGGCGAGCACCAACAUGGCGUCGGCCACCUCGCGGUUCAUGCUGGCCGCGGGCGUGCCCGCGGCGGGCAGCGGCCGCGUCGGCUUCGCGUCGGUGCCCGGCAGGCCGCAGGGCAGGAGGCUCGUGGUGCGCGCCGAGGAGGAGGCCGCCGCGGCGGCCGAGCCGGCGCCGGAAGGGGAGGGCGCCGUGGCCACCAAGCCUAAGGCCGAGAAGCCGCCGCCGAUCGGGCCCAAGAGGGGCGCCAAGGUCAAGAUCCUGAGGAGGGAGUCCUACUGGUACAACGGGAUUGGCAACGUCGUCACAGUUGAUCAGGACCCCAACACCCGCUACCCGGUGGUGGUGCGGUUCAACAAGGUGAACUACGCCGGCGUAUCCACCAACAACUACGCCUUGGACGAGAUCCAGGAGGUGAAAUGAGCAGCGAGGCUGGCUGGCUGGCUGUGAAAUGAGGGUCACAACAUCUAGUGUGUAAUAGCUUAAUCUCUGUAAUCAUUAUGUAAUUGCUUGCUUGCUUCACCGUGGACACAAUAAUCUCCUGCUCUUAAGUUGUUGUAUUCUUUUCUUGUGAUUUUGUACAUGCACAUAAACCUCUUUUCCUGCCACCGUUUGUGCGCGAUGCUGGAAACUUGAUCGAUA
Messenger RNA from Panicum virgatum (switchgrass), 820 nucleotides. Its product is annotated as photosystem I reaction center subunit IV, chloroplastic-like. The transcript is spliced from 3 exons. The coding region runs from base 185 to 601 and encodes 138 amino acids. Lineage: Eukaryota; Viridiplantae; Streptophyta; Magnoliopsida; Poales; Poaceae. Gene Ontology annotation, biological process: photosynthesis. The record is from RefSeq and is a predicted model, not a curated record. Gene Ontology annotation, cellular component: photosystem I reaction center; photosystem I.